AUGUCGCAUCGUCAACUGCUCAGACGACUUUAUACUUCUGGCUCCUCCCCGUCUAAACGAUUUACUUCUACAAAAACCAAAGACAAGACCAAGACCAAGACCAAGACCAAGACCAAAAGUAGUAACUUGUCUUUACCACCACUGCAACCACACAAGAAAUCUACACCAGCACAGGACUUUGCCAAAUUCCAAGCACAUCGAUGGCACGAUGCUCGAAAAUAUAAUCAAAUUGCAAAAAAUGUACAAACAGGCGAGGGUGCUCUAUUGCAAAACACCACCCAGUAUAAUAACGACAAUGCCAAUGCCAAUGCCAAUGCUAAUGCCAAUGUUGUUGAUGCCGAGUUAGGUCUACAGGAUGCACUGCAACCAGUAAUAACCUUGAUAGACCUCUUCAUCAUUAAGAAGAUCCAAAUCAGUUGUAUCUCGCGAGGCUUCGCUUAG
This is a messenger RNA of Lodderomyces elongisporus, 441 nucleotides long. RefSeq lists its product as uncharacterized. The record is from RefSeq and is a predicted model, not a curated record. The transcript is spliced from 2 exons. Bases 1 to 441 code for a protein of 146 amino acids. NCBI's taxonomy places the organism in Eukaryota, Fungi, Ascomycota, Pichiomycetes, Serinales, Debaryomycetaceae.